Messenger RNA from Lingula anatina, 1688 nucleotides. RefSeq lists its product as uncharacterized. Gene Ontology annotation, biological process: protein transport. Lineage: Eukaryota; Metazoa; Brachiopoda; Lingulata; Lingulida; Lingulidae. The record is from RefSeq and is a predicted model, not a curated record. Gene Ontology annotation, cellular component: cytoplasm.
CAGACCAACAACAUACUAAUCAUCACUUCUACGGGCGAAAUCGUUUGGAGAGGACGUGUUUGACGAUGAGAAACCCAACUAUCUUAUUCUUUUAACACCGAGGCUACCCUAGCACCAUGAAGUCAAGUAUUCACCAUGUCCCGGGAAACAAGGUGGUCCACACUGUGGCUCACAACCACUCAGACCAACCCCAGACACAGGGAGGAGGCGUCUCUGUCAUCACCAAAACUUCAAAAGCCCCCUCCUUCCUCGAGCAGACUAUCACCAAAUUCCAAGUUAUUUUGUUUGACUCAGACAAUCCCGAUUCUGUCUACGCCCCAGGUGAUUACGUCAAAGGGCAAAUCAUUUUGCAUGUGAAAAACCCACUGGAUCUGCAAUUCAUUGAGGUGGUUGUCAAAGGAGAGGGUGUUAUUUCCUGGGGACAUUCCUCGGCCAGACUAGAGAAUUAUGUCUUCAAGAGGACAUUUAUGGCUGGUUCGCCAGACAACUCUGUGAUAACUGUGCUCCACCCAGGCAGGUAUGCCACUGCGUUCCAGUAUCAUCUGCCAACAGACAUACCAUCUUCAACAGAUUAUGUGGCACCCUUGGACAAGUUUAGUUUCCACAUUGGGUAUGCAGUAGAGGCCAGAAUAUGUGAUUAUGCUAUGACUAAAGUUACAAAAGGGAAGCGCUUUUUGCGUCAACAAGUCCGUAUCCUGCAGGAGGAUUCCCACCCUUUUGUAAUCCAGCGGCCAUUUAGUAUAACUGACCUGCCUGGGGCCUUCACACCUAUUCAGCAUGUAGAUGUUUUAACUUCCAGCAUACUGAAGCCAUUGAAGAGCAAUGAUGGUGUAGUGAAGUUGCAAUUGCAUCGCAGUGCAUAUUCCGUUGGAGACAGCAUCAUUCUACACAUUGAGAUCAAUGCUAAAACAAAUAAACCACCUGUCAGAGGAAAAAUAGACUUAGAGCAAAAAGUGACCACAGUCAACCCCAUGAGAACAUUUGUGGCUGAUAUAGCUGGAAUUGAAGAGAACCUUCUUACUCGCCAUCGUCGAGACAGUGAGGUUAUGACUGCAGCAGGUGUACAUAUAAGUAGAUACGAAUUUGCACUUGAAUUGCCUCGAAAUCUGCUGCCAUCUCACCUUCCUGGCUGUAAACUGAUAACUGUGACUUACACCCUCAAGGCACGCGUAGACUUUGCUGGCUCUGGUGGACAAUGGUCUGCCAAGGUUCCCCUACAAAUUGCUCCUGAGACAACAAGAAGAGAUUCAGCAUCAAGCAGCAGCACUGUGUCUCAGACCUUUUUCCGCAGACCUUCUCUCACUUUCCACAAUGCUAACAAUCAUCACGAUGGACUUUUUAACUCUCUGCCAAGGCCAAGUCUUACUCCAUCCUCAUCAUCUUCAUACCAACACAGAAGUAACUCACUUCCCAGGCCUAGCCAGGGCUCUGUGAGCUAUGACUACAGCAGCUUCUCUAUGCCACGCCCAAGAAGAGAUGAGGAUCUGAUUUCAAACCACAGCAGAAAUAAAGUCCGCACAAAAUAUAAAUCAUCACUUUUUAAAAAAUAAAAAGACAAGCAUUAGACGUUUAUCAAGAAUAUUUAAUGAUAACCAAUGAACAUAAAUGAAAUACCUAUUUGUUUUUCUGUGGAUCCAAAUUAAAGCAGUCUCCAGCAAGAUAGACAUUCAAUUGAAUAAUACAAGAGC